Arachis duranensis is the source of this 2167-nucleotide messenger RNA. RefSeq lists its product as uncharacterized. The record is from RefSeq and is a predicted model, not a curated record. Gene Ontology annotation, molecular function: protein binding. Lineage: Eukaryota; Viridiplantae; Streptophyta; Magnoliopsida; Fabales; Fabaceae.
CAACGGCCGAAAAAGUUCGUUAUCCAAUUUUGCAGCACGGACUCUCACUCAAGUUUCACUCCCCACAAAAAUCCUGACAGCCCCUCGUUCCUCAUCUCAUCAUUGCAUACCAACAAACAUCAACCCCCGCCCCCAUAACCGCCACUUGCUUCGAAACCAACCUUAGCUUCGCCCCGGUCCUUCUAGAAGAUUCCCGUUAUGACACUGAACUUGUGCUCUCCAUGCUUCUCUCGCCUCCUCCUUCAUCACUCUUCUUCUCCGCUCAACAAACUCCCCGAAACCUGUGCAAACCACAGCUCCAACACUCUUCUUCCAACUCUCGUCUUCUCCUCUUCUCCGUUUCUUCCCUUCACUUCCAACAACCUUUCCAGAGCUUCCCUCAGUGAAAGCCACAAUGAGAUUUCUCAGGAUGCCGGCCAGCUCGAUCACUACCAGCUCCUCCUCCGAGUCGCCGCCUCUGCCAAAGACGCCGAUGAUGCCUUGCUCAUGAUCGCACAGAACUCUUCAAGAAACGGAGGCGGCGUCGUUUCCGCCGACGAUUCUUCCACCAUCAUCUCCGCCGCGCUUCAGCGGAACAAUUCCGAGCUCGCGUUGUCCAUUUUCUACGCCAUGCGCUCAAGUCUCGAUUCAGUUGGCGGGAAUGGACCUUCUGUUGAGGGAUGGAAGUGGUCGAGGCCAAAUGCACAUGUAUAUACGAUCUUGAUUCAGGGUUUGGCGGCAUCUCUGAGGGUUUCUGAUGCCCUUAGGGUGCUCAAAUAUAUCUGUGAGGUUGGGGUAUCCCCUGGUGAGGAGGUCCGAUUUGGAAAGGUAGUGAGGUGUCCUAGUUGUCAGAUAGCUGUUGCAGUUGCACAGCCACAACAAGGAUCUCCUCCUGCCGAACGCAGCAUGGACAUUACAGCGUGGGAAAGGGGGUUAAGAUUCCUGAAAUUGAAGAAGCAAAGCAUUGUGCAAACCCCUUCUGGUAUGGCUCGCACCCACAGAUUUGCAACCGAGACGGUUGAUGUUCCAGCACAAGAAGGUGAAAGGGUAACAGUUGCGGUGGCAGCUCCAUUAAAUGUAUAUAGAAAGGUGGGGCCCUUUAAAUUUAGCCCAAGGGCCCCUGAUCUCUAUCCUGGCGAGGCUAUGUGCAUAACAAACCACAAAGAUGGGCGAGAAUCAAUUCUGUUAAGAGCCCCAACAAAAGAAGGAAAUUCAUCAUUACUUAAUCCCUCAGUCCUCUUUCCCCUUCUUGCUGUGUUUGCCACUGGUGAUGCUGCCUCUGGACUUAUUGACCCCGGCUUGCCCCAAGUCCUAUCAGUUGUUGCAGUUUCAUCGCUUGCUGUUGGAGCCACGUUAAAUUCCGUAGUUUUUCCACAGUUGAAGCAGCUUCCACAAGGGUCGGUUGAGGUUACUGCUAUCAAACAACGACUUCUAUCUCAGUAUGAUGUGAUUCUGUCACGCAUCAAAGACCUAAAAGAGGCUGCUGAAAAAGAGAUCUGGAUGUUAGCUCGAAUGUGCCAACUCGAGAACAAAAUUUCAGCUGUUGGAGAACCUUCUUAUCGGACUCGUAGAAGUAAAGUCAAAAGGGUGCGAGAGAGCCUGCAAAACUCCCUCAGGGGAAGGAUUGAAUUAAUUGAUAGCUAUGCCAGGAUUUCUUCAAUGAUUGAAAUUGAAGUGGAGAUGGAAACAGAUGUUCUUGCUGCUGAAACUGCUAGCAAUGCGGAUACUAUCACAGAACAGAUAGAGCAAAUUAUGGAGAUGGAAAAUCUGGAGGAGAGAUGGAAAAUAGAAGCAGAAGCCAAUGACGAGGCCGAAAGAAUCCUUAGUUCUCAACCUAUGCCUUCUGAGGACGUUUAAUUUCGUAUAUGCAACUGGCUCGUGCUGCUGCAUCAUCACUUGAGCUUAACUCCCCAGCUUAAUGGCCUAUUAUUCUUGACUGAGUAAUAGAGCAGCAAGGGUCAACUUUGUCUGGAGAAGGCUUGCAUUUUUUUUUUUGUCUUUUUCUUGUGAUCAUGUAUGCAAAAGGGUGUCAGUGUCAAUGUGGCAUCGGAUGCAAAUAUCUUUGUUGCCACUGGAAAGUGAAAACAUCCUUAGGGGUCCUAAAAACUACUGAAAAUGCUACGUCAGACAGGAAAAUUAUUAAUGAAAAUCAAUCAUGUCACUUGUUGCAUGAUUUCCUCCCGCAGAA